UGCACGUGACCUUUCGCCUACAUUCGGGCUGCGCGCACGUGCACGCGCCACUCGUGAGGACUCGGCGCUGCUGUCAACAAAUACUGCAGGUUGGGUCCCUCUUUCUGACCUGAGGUCACAGAUUGGCCGAAGUGAACAGACUGAGAAUGUGGAUGAGUACGUUUGCACGUUUGGCGCUGCCCGCCCUGCAGAGGAGCGUGCCGGUCAAAGCCCGUCAGACUCUGCAGGCUUGUUGCAGACCAGGACGGGCGGACGGACUGAUUUCGGUGCAGUUACGCGGGCAGCAGACGCUCGGGGCGGCCUGUGUCUCUGUGUCUCAACACGCCCUGAGACACGCCCGGGCUCUGGACGAGGAGAGGAUGGUGGAGGUGAAGUGGGAGGACGGGGGGCAAAGCCUUUACCCGUUCACCUGGCUGAGAGACAACUGCCAGUGUCCACACUGCAACCUGGACUCGGCUCAGGCCCGGAAACUGUUGAUGUCUCAGCUCGAUGUCCACACAGGAGUCGACAGCGUCCAGGUCACCAAAGACAAAAAGUUGUCCAUCGUGUGGCCGGACCAGCAUGCCAGCGUGUUCGAAGCAGAAUGGCUGAAGAAACGUUGUUUCUCUCCCGCUGCCCGGAAAGCUCUCCAAGAAGAACUCUUCAUUAACGAUCGUUAUUAUUGGGAUUCCAAGCUGGAUAUUCCCAAGGCUGACUUCCACGAAGUCCUCCACAGCGAUAAAGCGGCACUGGACUGGAUCUUGGACCUGCGUCGCAUGGGCAUCGUCUACCUGAAAAAUGCUCCUGCAGAACCAGGCCAAGUGGCCCGACUCGCGGAGAGGAUUGGCUACCUCCGGCUGACGUACUACGGACACACGUUCCAAGUCAAGGACAAAUACCUGGCUAACAACGUGGCCUACACCACAGGUCGGCUCAGCCUGCACACCGACUACCCGGCGCUGCACUACACACCCGGACUGCAGGUUCUGCACUGCAUUAACCAAGCGCAGGAGGGAGGCGAGAGCGAGAUGGUGGAUGGCUUCCACAUGGCCGAGCUGCUGAAGAGAGAAGACCCCGAGGCCUUCCACACCCUCAGCACGCUCCAGGUGGACUUCACCGACAAGGGGAUGGACUACUGCGACUUCAUGGUGCAGUCCAAGAAAACCGUCAUCAGCGUCGGUCCUGACGGUAAGAUUUGGAGGAUAAGCUGCAAUAACGCCACCAGAGACUCGGUGCUGGACCUGCCCCUGCAUCAGGUUCAGCCCUUCUACCGAGCGCUGAAGGCCUACGAGAACCUGAUGAACCGGCCCGAGAACCUGGUCACCUACAAGAUGGAACCAGGUGACAUGGUGACAUUUGACAACUGGCGCUUGCUGCACGGGAGGAGGAGCUACGUUGGCAUGCGACACCUAGAGGGCGCCUACUUGGAUUGGGAUGAAGUCAUGUCUCGCUUCCGGCUGCUCCGCAAAUCUGUCCAAGGAGGCGCAUGAGUUAUGUUUAGAUCUGGUGCUGUGCAGAGAAUCAACAUGUAAAUGUGACGGCUAGCAGGAGGCUGCACGCGCAAAGAUAGAAGC
Molecule: messenger RNA, 1553 nt
Organism: Thalassophryne amazonica
Lineage: Eukaryota; Metazoa; Chordata; Actinopteri; Batrachoidiformes; Batrachoididae
Gene: bbox1
Product: butyrobetaine (gamma), 2-oxoglutarate dioxygenase (gamma-butyrobetaine hydroxylase) 1
Exons: 8
Coding region: 147-1469 (440 amino acids)
Biological process (GO): carnitine biosynthetic process
Cellular component (GO): mitochondrion
Molecular function (GO): iron ion binding; gamma-butyrobetaine dioxygenase activity
Source: RefSeq, a predicted model, not a curated record